CUCACCAUUCUUACAGUGGUGUAGCUUGUGCAGAGGCUGCAGCCUCUGCUGGGGCGGAAUGCGCGGGGUUUUCGGCGCGAUGCCCUCGGCGAGCGCUCGAGCCGGCGCACAGCGGGCGGGUGCGCCGCGCAGGGGGGGUCGGAGGGGUGCGAGAGGGGGCGUGGGUCGGGCGCGCACCGGCUGGCUCCGGGAGCGGCCGUCACGACAGCCCCUCUUCCGAGCCGGCGCGUGGAGGCGAGCCGCGGCCGGUGUCGCUGGUGCGGGGGCGGCGAGGGUUCAUCGGCCGGCAGCGAGAGCGACCGUCAUGAAUCGCGCCACCAAGACCGCGCGGCACGUACGCGCACUUGCCGGCCUCGAGGCGCGCUCUCCUUGCGCGGCAUGCCCUGUGUGUGUCAGCGCUUCGCCUCGGAGCCGCUCGACUGUAC
This is a messenger RNA of Emiliania huxleyi CCMP1516, 425 nucleotides long. RefSeq lists its product as hypothetical. Lineage: Eukaryota; Haptophyta; Isochrysidales; Noelaerhabdaceae. The transcript is spliced from 3 exons. The record is from RefSeq and is a predicted model, not a curated record. The annotation marks the transcript as partial.